Messenger RNA from Pseudomassariella vexata, 1434 nucleotides. RefSeq lists its product as uncharacterized. The transcript is spliced from 2 exons. The record is from RefSeq and is a predicted model, not a curated record. Lineage: Eukaryota; Fungi; Ascomycota; Sordariomycetes; Amphisphaeriales; Pseudomassariaceae. Bases 276 to 1217 code for a protein of 313 amino acids.
UGCUGACUGGCUCGGCAUGCAGGAUGGCUCUAGGACUCUGCCUAUCGGAACGACAACUUAACUGUUUUGGCUUUCUGCAUUUCUAAUACUCUUGUUUCAGAACUGUUGUCUAGGUCAGCGGAGCCUCUUUCUGGAACUUGGAGGCGUCUUUUCCUCAAUUAAUUCGAAUCGCCAAUACCGGGACCCCGGAUCCUUACCCAUGGCACUCCCCUUGUCGCAUCGUUGAUAUUGCAGCUUCCCGUUGAUGCGCGCGGGCCAGAGGAAUCAAUAUCACAAUGUCGAAUAUCGCGUCGGUGUCAGUGAGCAGGGUGUUCUACACAGCCUUGGUACUUGUUCUCUUCUCUUUUGUCCGGUGCACUUCACAGGAGAGGCUUGUGCCUCGAGAAGAGAUCAUGGAACAACAUGAUACACCGGUAGAACCCUUCCAACUACGACCGAUAUACCUAGGCGUUGAUCCUCGUCAUCAGACUUUGAGCUUUGCAGAUACUCUGUUCAAACGGGAUUGCCUCUCUAACGGCAGCAACUACUGUUUCGGGAAUUCGGUCGACUACUGUCCCAACUGCGGAACAUGUUGCGUGGACUCGGGCAAGCAGGUUUGCUGUGCUGAUGCGACGUCGACUUGCUGUGGAGGUGGUUGCUGUGCUGCAGGAGAAUUAUGCACUAAUGGGCAAUGUGCUUCACCCAUAGUUACUGUCACAUCUACAACCACUUUUACAUAUAGUAUCACGCAUGUGGCAACUGCACUUGAGAGCGUGAAAGUCCGGAUCGACGAGAUAUCUACUGUCAAUUCGGUAGUCAUCGUCACUGUUUCCAAUAUCGCUACCGCCACCGAGGUUACUUACACGACGACAACGGUGAUUGCGAGGCGUAGAAUCCCAGCUGAAGCAUCCUUGGUAGCCCGUGGCGAAGUUCUGGAAGCCACAGCCAACCCCAUCAGUCGGUUCUCGUCUCUGCUGAAAAGACUGGUAGGCCGAGCAACUGUGGCAGAUGAUGACCAUGAGCUAGCUAGUCCAUUUGCUCCGAGGUUUGACCCAGUUCCGUGGACGGACCAGCCGACUGGCGACGAUAUAGUUAAAGUUGCCAGGGCAGCAUCAACGACCACUAUUAUCGUAUCGGUGACUAGCAUGGUGGACGUCACUAAUACAAUCUCGAGUACAGUCACUGCCUCGACGACAUAUGUUUCCCUAACCACUUCCGUUCGAACUCAGACAAGGUGAGAAGUCCCCAGGCCACCACAUUUGGUAUAGAAGGGGCCAUUGAAGGCCCAUGCUUACUUUUUCCUAGCGUGGUCAACGCUCAAGCAACCAUCUCUGCAACCUCGACGAUAGUGGCUACAUUAAGACCACCCGUCACGAAAACCAGUACGAACUUUAGAACGAUCACUCCAACCGGCGUAUCGAGAACAUCGAGCUCAAACAACCGGACUCCAACUUC